Messenger RNA from Branchiostoma floridae (Florida lancelet), 538 nucleotides. RefSeq names its product late histone H2B.L4-like. The transcript has a single exon. Gene Ontology annotation, molecular function: DNA binding; structural constituent of chromatin; protein heterodimerization activity. Gene Ontology annotation, cellular component: nucleosome. The record is from RefSeq and is a predicted model, not a curated record. Bases 22 to 384 code for a protein of 120 amino acids. NCBI's taxonomy places the organism in Eukaryota, Metazoa, Chordata, Leptocardii, Amphioxiformes, Branchiostomatidae. Gene Ontology annotation, biological process: nucleosome assembly.
UCGUCGAAACGUUCUAGCAUCAUGCCGCCAAAGACCCCAGGAAAGGCCGCCAAGAAGGCCGGCAAGGCCCGCCGUGCAGGUGGAGCCAAGAGGAGGAGGAGAAGGAGGGAGUCCUUCGGAAUCUACAUCUACAAGGUGCUCAAGCAGGUGCACCCCGACACCGGUGUCUCCAGCAAGGCCAUGGGCAUCAUGAACUCCUUCGUCAACGACAUCUUCGAGCGUAUCGCUGGCGAGGCUUCCCGCCUGGCUCACUACAACAAGCGCUCCACCAUCAGCAGCCGGGAGAUCCAGACCGCCGUGCGUCUGCUCCUGCCUGGUGAGCUGGCCAAGCACGCCGUCAGCGAGGGCACCAAGGCCGUCACCAAGUACACCAGCUCCAAGUAAAUCAACAACUACAAGAUCUACCACACCGGCCCUUUUCAGGGCCACCAAAAUAUUUCUUGAGUGCUGUAUCGAUCUCCGAAUUAGUAGGUUUCUCCGAACUAUGAAUGAUUAGCACGUUUAGUAGUUUCUUGUCGGUGCAUUUCUAAAAUCAAAU